GUGUGAACGUCACUUCCGCCGGUGACCCGUUCCUGACCCUGCUCCCCCUUGCUGUCAAGGGAUUCGAGCAACCCCGUGGAGCAGGUGCACGACGCCAGCUCCCUUCUGGGGAGUGGGCGGCGGCCCGGGGGCUACCAUGGCCUCCAACCACCUGUCAGUGCGGGAAAUGAGGGAAGAUGAGAAGCCCCUGGUACUGGAGAUGCUGAAGGCUGGUGUAAAAGACACGGAAAACCGUGUGGUCCUCCACGCUCUGACACGUCCACCAGCCCUUCUCCUCCUGGCUGCAGCCAGCAGCGGCUUGCGCUUCGUCCUGGCCUCCUUCGCCCUGGCCCUCCUGCUGCCGGUGUUUCUGGCCGUGGCUGCUGUGAAGUUGGGCCUGCGAGCCCGAUGGGGCUCUCUGCCUCCGCCAGGCGGUCUGGGGGGACCCUGGGUGGCUGUCCGCGGCUCCGGCGAUGUGUGUGGGGUCCUGGCUCUGGCCCCUGGUGCCAAUGUGAGGGACGGAGCCCGAGUCACCCGCCUCUCGGUCUCUCGGUGGCACCGUCGCAGGGGCGUAGGCAGGAGACUGCUGGCCUUUGCUGAGUCCCGAGCUCAAGCUUGGGCUGGGAGUGUGGGGGAGCCUCGUGUCCGACUCAUGGUCCCAGUGGCUGUGGCUGCUUGGGGGUUGGCAGGGUUAUUGGAGGCCUGUGGUUACCAGGCAGAGGGAGGUUGGGGCUGCAUGGGCUAUAUGCUGGUUAGAGAAUUCAGCAAGGAUCUGUGAUUAUAGACCAUGCCCACUGGGGAGAUGGGCGUGAAACCGGCACCUAAAGAACACCUACUGUGUGCCAGGCACUUUCCAUCCCUCCCUCGGUGAAGAACUGAGGUUGCUGGAUGCACAUGCCCCGCAGUGGACCUGCCAGGUGCAGUAGGGUCUCUUCUUGGUAGACCCCAGGGACUGCUAGCGGUCACCCUGUUCACUCUUUGCCCCCUAGCCUGUAUACACUGAAAAAACAAACAAACCUCUGGUUCUACAAAACCCCUGUUGUGUGUGUUUUAGGUCUCAAAGGAUAUUUGGGCAGAGUUAAGAGUCUGUGACAGGGAACCCCCAAAGGGGACAGAUCUUCUGGAAUGGGUGGGGCUGGGAUCACCGAGUUUCCAAGCCCAUCUGUAUUUUUACAGUUUGUUAAUAAAGCCUGAGACUUCUG
Molecule: messenger RNA, 1181 nt
Organism: Chionomys nivalis (European snow vole)
Lineage: Eukaryota; Metazoa; Chordata; Mammalia; Rodentia; Cricetidae
Gene: Nat14
Product: N-acetyltransferase 14 (putative)
Exons: 3
Coding region: 137-757 (206 amino acids)
Molecular function (GO): N-acetyltransferase activity
Source: RefSeq, a predicted model, not a curated record